GUUGAUUACGGAUUUUCUACACCCCAAACUGGCAACCUGAACGUUGUUCAGGGGGAGGCGCUAGUCCGCAGUAGUUUCUGGAAGGAACCUCAUGCUUGCACCAUGGAGAAAGUUUCAGCAUUGAAAGACCAGGGCAACAAGGCACUGAGUGCAGGAAAUAUUGACGAGGCUGUACGGUGCUACACCGAAGCCUUGGCUCUCGACCCUUCAAACCAUGUCCUGUUCAGUAACCGCUCAGCUGCCUAUGCUAAGAAAGGCAACUAUGAGAAUGCUCUCCAGGAUGCCUGUCAAACCAUCAAGAUAAAGCCUGACUGGGGAAAGGGCUACUCCCGCAAAGCUGCAGCUUUGGAAUUCCUUGGCCGACUGGAGGAUGCGAAAGCAACUUACCACGAAGGACUCCGACAAGAGCCAAAUAAUCAGCAGCUAAAAGAGGGUUUACAGAACAUUGAGGCCCGGCUUGCAGAGAAAACAAUGAUGAACCCUUUUGCCAUGCCCAACUUGUAUCAGAAGCUGGAGGGUGAUCCUCGGACCCGUGAGUUAUUGUCAGAUCCCAGCUACAGAGAAUUGCUGGAGCAGCUCAGGAACAAACCAUCGGAGCUUGGCACGAAGCUGCAGGAUCCCAGAGUGAUGACAACACUCUCUGUGCUGCUGGGACUGAACCUCUCUGAGAUGGAGGAAGAAGAGGAACCCACCCCCCCUCCUCCCCCCAAACCCAAAGAGACACAGCCACCUCCACCCAAAGAGGAAGACCUUCCUGAAAACAAGAGAAAGGCCUUGAAGGAAAAAGAACUUGGGAAUGCUGCAUAUAAGAAUAAGGACUUUGAAACAGCUCUGAAACACUAUGAGGAAGCAAUCAAACAUGACCCCACCAACAUGACGUACAUUUCUAAUCAAGCAGCUGUGUACUUUGAAAAGGGAGAUUAUGAAAAGUGCCGAGAGCUGUGUGAGAAGGCCAUUGAUGUUGGCAGAGAGAACCGAGAAGACUACAGACAAAUUGCAAAGGCCUUGGCUAGGAUUGGCAACUCGUACUUCAAGCAGGAAAAAUACAAAGAAGCAGUUCAGUAUUUCAACAAGAGUUUGACGGAGCAUCGUACCCCUGAUGUCUUGAAGAAGUGUCAGCAGGCAGAGAAGAUACUGAAGGAGCAGGAGAAACAAGCCUACAUCAACCCAGAAUUAGCCCUCGAAGAGAAGAACAAGGGCAACGACGCCUUCCAGAAAGGAGAUUACCCCUUAGCCAUGAAACAUUACACAGAGGCCAUCAAGAGAAACCCUAAUGAUGCCAAACUCUUCAGUAACAGAGCUGCCUGCUACACGAAGCUAUUGGAGUUUCAGCUUGCUCUGAAGGAUUGUGAAGAGUGCAUCAAACUUGAGCCCACCUUCAUCAAAGGCUACACGCGUAAAGGAGCGGCUUUGGAGGCCAUGAAAGAUUAUUCUAAAGCUAUGGAUGCAUACCAGAAGGCUCUGGAGCUUGACUCUUCCUCAAAGGAAGCCACAGAGGGCAUGCAGCGCUGUAUGGUCAGUCAGGCCAUGAGGAAUGACAGCCCUGAGGAAGUGAAGAAAAGGGCUAUGGCUGAUCCUGAGGUGCAGCAGAUUAUGAGUGACCCAGCCAUGCGCAUGAUUCUUGAGCAAAUGCAGAAGGACCCUCAGGCUCUCAGCGACCACUUGAAGAAUCCAGUUAUUGCUCAGAAGAUUCAGAAACUCAUUGAUGUUGGACUGAUAGCCAUUCGUUGAUGAGAGGCAAGAGCCAGAUGUGUGAAGAAAAUUCCAAGAUUACAGCGGAACAACAUGCAAAACCCUCCAAAAUAUUACAUCCUCUUUUCUUGCCUUCAAAUUCAAAAUUAUAUUGUCCUUGGUCUCACUGAGACUAUGUGUGUAUGUUAUGUUUUUUAAAAUUUCACAACUUUUACAUUGUAUCUAAGAAAGCAUCUUGUUGUCAUCUGAAAAACUUCAGGACUCCAGAAAUCAUCUCUGAAAAAUCUAGAUUCAUGUGUACAGAUGCUCAAAUACAUCUUAAAAUAAACAUCACAAUGCAGUGCA
Lates calcarifer (barramundi perch) is the source of this 2037-nucleotide messenger RNA. It is a transcript of the gene stip1, whose product is annotated as stress-induced phosphoprotein 1. The transcript is spliced from 14 exons. Lineage: Eukaryota; Metazoa; Chordata; Actinopteri; Centropomidae. Bases 103 to 1731 code for a protein of 542 amino acids. Gene Ontology annotation, molecular function: Hsp90 protein binding. The record is from RefSeq and is a predicted model, not a curated record.